GGCAGCAUGUUCCGGCUGCUGCGCGAGGGCGAGCCCGAGGACCCGCUCUUCGCCAUGGACCCCUUCGCUAUCCACCGGCAGCACAUGAGCCGCAUGCUCUCCGGGAGCUUCGGCUUCGGGCCGCUGCUCGGCAUCACGGACGGCUCGGCGCCCGGCGCCCGCCAGGGCGGGCGCAGGAUGCAGCAGGCAGGAGCUGUCUCACCCUUUGGAAUGCUGGGCAUGGCAGGUGGCUUCAUGGAUAUGUUUGGAAUGAUGAAUGACAUGAUUGGAAAUAUGGAGCACAUGACAAGUGGAGGCAACUGCCAGACAUUCACUUCCUCAACUGUCAUCUCCUAUUCCAACCUGGGUGAUGGGCCCAAAGUCUACCAGGAGACCUCGGAGAUGCGUUCGGCGCCGGGCGGGAUCCGUGAGACUAGGCGGACUGUGAGGGAUUCGGACAGCGGCCUGGAGCAAAUGUCCAUCGGGCACCACAUCAGGGAGCGGGCCCACAUCAUGCAGCGAUCCCGGAACCAUCGUACGGGUGACCAGGAGGAGAGGCAGGACUACAUCAACAUGGAUGAAAGCGACGCGGCCGCCUUUGAUGACGAAUGGAGGCGAGAGACGUCCCGGUUCCGGCCGCAGCGGGGCCUGGAGUAUCGGCGCCACGACGGCAGCGGCGGCCGCCGGGCCGAGGGCGCUCGUCUCGCCAUCCAGGGCCCGGAGGAUUCCCCUUCCAGACAGUCCCGUCGCUACGACUGGUGAAGGCAGAGCAGACUUUGUGGGGGGUGCCGUGUUGUCACCCCCAAAUCUACCUGCACACUCUUGUAAGUCUUAACAACGUUUGCCCGUCUUCCGCUGCAUGGGUGCCUCUUAGCCAGAUGAGUUUUCCCUUUGUUGUCCCAGUCUCAUACUGUUCUGCCGUUUGGGCUGGAAAUGGAUGUUCCCACAAAAAUCUGGAGAGCAGAGAAGAUGAGGGGGUUUGAAUGGGGAAGGUGGAAGCUCUUUARGUGAGCUUUGUCUUCAAGGGAGGAAAAGUGUGGCAUCAGCCUCAGCUGGUAGCAGAAAUGCUUGGUGUUUGCGUGGGAAUCGCGUUCUGUGGCAACGAGCUGAUGUCCUUGUGCGGAACUAGGAGCCCAUCUGUAGUCCACCAGCUUUUAAAGGUGGAAUCCAGAUGGGUUUAGGAAGGGCAGACAGUUGCUGGUGUCACUCUCCUGUGUUUUGAAUUGGGUUCACUAGGCUGUGGUCUAGUGCUUGGAACUGGGGAUUUGUUUCCGCUCCUUAAACUUCAGGCUUAAACUUGUCUUCGUCUUCUGUGCCGCCUUCUAACCACCGCUGACUCUUUAUAUUCUCCCUUUGUUUCCCUUACUCCCAGGUACAGUGAAACUCUGCAGCCCCUUCAAAGCACCACUUGGACCCUCCUCAAAUUUAAUAUUAACCCCCCCCUCCCUCCACCUUUAAGAAUCRAAACAAAGCAACUAACCUGCACUGCUCCUCUUGCCCGCUUCGGGCGCCGCCGCGGGGCAGGGAGGAUCUCACUGGCAGUCGUGGCCCGUCCCCUUCCCGCUCUCCCUCGGUUCUGUUCUUUCUGCCAUUAGUGGUGGGCAUGAGAAGCUGCUGCCUUCCUCUUCCAUACUUCCCACUCUCUCUGUGCUGGGUGAGGCUGGUUCUGAAGUUGGUGUCUAGUCCCCCGUGAAGCAAAAGAAGAAAUUCUGCUAGAACCCUGUUAAUCCCCUCGCUGGGGCAAAGGCUUCUGUUGCCCUCCUGCUCCUUGGUGCAGCUGUGGAGAAGCAGCAGGAUGUGUGUGGUAGGGAAGGGAGGAACAGAAAAAAAAGCUGGACCAGCCUUUCGUCCCCCGGCCCCUAUUCAGCGAGCUCRCCCUCUUUUUUUAA
Molecule: messenger RNA, 1868 nt
Organism: Nothoprocta perdicaria
Lineage: Eukaryota; Metazoa; Chordata; Aves; Tinamiformes; Tinamidae
Gene: MLF2
Product: myeloid leukemia factor 2
Exons: 7
Coding region: 7-741 (244 amino acids)
Biological process (GO): regulation of DNA-templated transcription
Cellular component (GO): nucleus; cytoplasm
Source: RefSeq, a predicted model, not a curated record